AUGGACGAAAAUCGGCAUUUGCAUCGCACUGCGCUGGCCUACGUCAACCAGGUGUUUCAGCAGAUAUCUGGCAUCAACCUCAUCACCUACUACGCGCCGACGAUCUAUCAGAAUCAAAUUGGCCUAAAGGGACUUACUCCGCGAAUUUUGGCCGCAUGCAAUGGAACAGGUAACCCAGACGACCGAUGA
Bacidia gigantensis is the source of this 189-nucleotide messenger RNA. RefSeq lists its product as uncharacterized. The transcript is spliced from 2 exons. Gene Ontology annotation, molecular function: transmembrane transporter activity. The record is from RefSeq and is a predicted model, not a curated record. Bases 1 to 189 code for a protein of 62 amino acids. Gene Ontology annotation, cellular component: membrane. Gene Ontology annotation, biological process: transmembrane transport. NCBI's taxonomy places the organism in Eukaryota, Fungi, Ascomycota, Lecanoromycetes, Lecanorales, Ramalinaceae.